AGAACAGGGGCUGAACACUGGAAGUUCAGGCGCGCGGCCAGCCCUGCUUCUGUAGCAGGAGCUUAGGUGGGGAAGCAACCCCGCUGCUGGCUGCCAGUCCAUGUACCCACCUGGCCUCCGGGGCGCCGCCCUUCGUCUGUAAGCCCGUCUGUCCCUCCGUCUGCAAUCCCGUGUCUGUCCAGCUGGCUCUCUGACCAUCCUUCUCUCACUGUCCUAUGUCUAGCUGUCUAGACUGGCAAUCCGUUUGUCUGUCUCUGGACUCCAUCUGUUUGUUCACCUGCCCAGUCACCUGCGAAUCCGUCUGCACAUCUUGUGCGUUCAUCCACGCAUCUGUCUGUCCACCUGCCUUCUCUCCACUCCGAGCCUCCGAGCCAUGGCCCAAGGCCGCAGGACCAUAGUCAGCAUGGUGCUGCUGGGGUUGGGGCUGGCCUUGGCCAUUAUCGUGCCCGCCGUGGUCCUCUCCCGCCGGCACACUGGCUGCGGCCCCCAGGCCUUUGCCCGUGCUGCGGUCGCCGCUGACUCCAAGGUCUGCUCGGACAUUGGACGAGUCAUCCUCCAGCAGCAUGGCUCACCUGUGGAUGCCACCAUUGCGGCUCUGGUCUGCACCGGAGUCGUCAACCCUCAGAGCAUGGGCCUGGGCGGAGGGGUCAUCUUCACCAUCUACAAUGCAACCACAGGGAAGGUGGAAGUCAUCAAUGCCAGGGAGACAGUGCCUGCCAACUACAUCCCGGGCCUACUGGACCAGUGUGAACGGGCCCAGCCACUGGGCACAGGGGCCCAGUGGAUUGCAGUGCCGGGGGAGCUCCGUGGCUAUGCCGAGGCCCACCGCCGCCACGGCCGCCUGCCCUGGGCACGGCUCUUCUGGCCGACCGUCUCCUUGCUCCGAGGGGACUACCGCAUGCCCUCCAUCCUCAGUCAGUUCCUGCAGAACGACUUCCUGCGGCCUUCCUUGUACAAGACAUCCCUGAGGCAGCUCUUUUUCAACGGCACAGAGCCCCUGAGGGCUCAGGACCCAUUCCCCUGGCCCGCACUGGCCGCCACCCUGGAAACCGUGGCCACGGAGGGUGCAGAGGCCUUCUACACAGGGACGCUGGGCCAGACGCUGCUGGAGGACAUUGCCAAUCAAGGCAGCAGGCUGACCCCGCAGGACCUGGCCUCCUUCCAGCCGGAGGUAGUGGAUGCCCUGGAGAUGCCCCUGGGGGACUACACCCUGUACUCACCGCCACCACCUGCAGGGGGCGCGAUUCUCAGCCUCAUCCUCAACGUGCUCAAAGGGUUCAACUUCUCCUCGGAGUCAGUGGCCAGGUCCGAGGGGAGUGUGAACUUGUACCAUCACCUUGUGGAGACGCUCAAGUUUGCCGGGGGACAGAGGUGGCGGCUGUGGGACCCCCGCAGCCACCUGGAUAUCCAGAACGCCUCCCAGGACCUGCUGGGCGAGGCUUUGGCCCAGCAUAUCCGCCAGCAGAUCGACGCUCGGGGUGACCACCAGCUCAGCCACUAUAGCCUGGCCAGGGCCUGGGGCCACAAGACGGGCACGUCGCAUGUGUCUGUGUUGGGGGAGGACGGAAGCGCUGUGGCAGCUACCAGCACCAUCAACACGCCCUUUGGAGCAAUGCUGUACUCCCCACGCACGGGCGUCCUGCUCAACAACGAGCUUCUGGACUUAUGCUGGAGGCGCCCCCCGGGCUCCAAGGUCACCCCCCAACCCGUUCCAGGUGAGCGGCCUCCAUCAUCCAUGGCUCCCUCCAUCUUGGUCAACACAGCCCAGGGGUCAAAGCUGGUGAUCGGUGGGGCUGGUGGGGAGCUCAUCAUCUCUGCCGUGGCCCAGGCCAUCAUAAACAAGCUGUGGCUUGGCUUUGACCUGAGAACUGCCAUUGCAGCCCCUAUCCUGCAUGUCAACAGCAAGGGCCAUGUGGAGUACGAGCCCAACUUCAGCCAGGAGGUGCAGAAGGGGCUCCGGGCCAGGGGCCACAACGAGACCAAGAGUCCCUUUUUCCUGAAUGUGGUCCAGGCUGUGUCCCAGGACGGGGUCUGUGUGUAUGCCGCAGCAGACCCGAGGAAAGGUGGGGAGGCCUCGGGCUACUGAGGACACUGCCCCUGAGAGCUGCAAUCCGGCCCACCAUCAGUGUGUGCCCAGGCUGGCCUUGACCGUGGGACCAAGCACUCAGGCAGGAUCUGGACCCUUUGGCGGAGGGUCGGCCUGGGGCUACAAGAGGUGGGGACAGCCUGGAAGAUGGACAACUGUGGGGGCUGAGCCCUCUCCCAGAGCCCCUUGUGGCCCUGCCCUGACCCCCAAGCCUUCCCUAGGCCUGUCACCCAAGACUGUGGCCUACCCUCCCCCCAGGCUCCACUCCCCAUCUGUAUACCCUCUAGUCCAAGAUUAAAGAGGAGGGUGGAUCUCAGCCUGA
Leptonychotes weddellii (Weddell seal) is the source of this 2408-nucleotide messenger RNA. It is a transcript of the gene GGT5, whose product is annotated as gamma-glutamyltransferase 5. The record is from RefSeq and is a predicted model, not a curated record. Lineage: Eukaryota; Metazoa; Chordata; Mammalia; Carnivora; Phocidae. Gene Ontology annotation, molecular function: glutathione gamma-glutamate hydrolase. Gene Ontology annotation, biological process: glutathione catabolic process.